Molecule: messenger RNA, 405 nt
Organism: Physeter macrocephalus (sperm whale)
Lineage: Eukaryota; Metazoa; Chordata; Mammalia; Artiodactyla; Physeteridae
Exons: 1
Coding region: 1-405 (134 amino acids)
Cellular component (GO): nucleosome
Molecular function (GO): structural constituent of chromatin; DNA binding; protein heterodimerization activity
Source: RefSeq, a predicted model, not a curated record
AUGUCUGAGCCUUCGUCUGUGACGUCUGAAGAAAGCCUGGGCACCAAGGAAGCCGAGCCCUCCAAAGCCGAGCCGAAGGAACCGAAGCAGAAGGCAGCGAAGCGCCACCGCCGCCGCUCUGACGGCAUCGACAGCUUUGCCACCUAUUUCCCCAGGGUGCUGAAGCAGGUCCACCAGGGCCUGAGCCUCUCGCAGGAGGCCGCGAAGGUCAUGGAUUCGUUCGUUCAGGACAUCUUUGAGCGAAUCGCCGACGAGGCGGCGCGCCUGGUCCGCUCCAGCAAGCGCUCCACCCUCAGCUCCAGAGAGAUCCAGACCUCCGUGCGCCUGCUGCUGCCUGGGGAGAUGGGCAAGCACGCCGUGUCCAAGGCCAACAAGGCCGUCAUCAGAUACACCACCGGCAAAUGA